AUGAAUAAAAUUAAAGAUUCCGAUAUCUCAAUACAGCUUGCAAAGGAAAUUUUUCAGGAGAUGUUUCAGAAACAACAAAAGGACAUUUUGAAAUUGAUAAGUGGAAACUUAAAAAUUACUAAUGAACGAAUCGACGGAUUACAAAAAGACAUUACUUUGAUUAAAGCCACUUGCGAAUCAUUAAAAAAAGAAAACGAAAAGAGAAAAGUCAACCAAGCAAAGUCAAACAAUCAGUUACUGAAUUACGAAAAAGUUUUAAAGGACAUUGAGGAAAGUCUAUCGUUCCAUCAAGAUAAUCACGAUAAAAAGGUUAGUGACUUAGAGAAAAAAAUUUGUUCAAAAUCUAGUUUAGCAAGCAAAGACAAAGAAAAAAUUCGACAGCUGGAAGAUCGGCAAAGAAGAAAUAACUUAAGAUUUGAAAGAAUUGCUGAAAACGAGUCGGAAAGUUGGGAUGAUUCGGAAAUUAAAAUAAUGAAUAUACUUGUAAAUAAUUUAAAUGUAAAUGGAGUAAAAAUAGAAAGAGCACAUCGGACAGGAAAGCGUAAUACAGAAAAGCCAAGAACUAUCGUGAUCAAGUUACUUGAUUAUAAAGAGAAAGUAAAAAAUUCUGAAAAAUGCAAACAAACUUAA
Hydra vulgaris (swiftwater hydra) is the source of this 630-nucleotide messenger RNA. RefSeq lists its product as uncharacterized. The record is from RefSeq and is a predicted model, not a curated record. Lineage: Eukaryota; Metazoa; Cnidaria; Hydrozoa; Anthoathecata; Hydridae.